AUGUGCAGGGUUUUUGAGGAAAAAAUCCUCUUUAGCCGAGGUGAUAGAGAUACCCAUAUCUACCAGAGUAGGCUUGCCUGUGAGCUGCAUGAUGAUGGCACCAUAGGUGGAUACCAGGAGAUUGCCUUUGAUGGGAAGGCGCUUUUAAUAUUCGAUAAGGAGAAUGUCACUUAUGUGCCUGUAACACAGGAGGCUGAGAUUGUGGCUCAACUAUGGAAUAAACAUUACGAUUCAACUAAUACUAAGCUGUACAUGGAGAAUGACUGCAUUGAGCACCUGAAGCUGUAUCUCCCUUAUAUAUCCACUGACUUGGAGCGGAAAGUUCCCCCCAAUGUGAAGGUUUCCAACUCAGAGUCAGAGAGCGGCACCAAACUGCACUGCCGGGUGUAUGGGUUCUACCCCCGAGAUGUGGAAGUGAAGUGGAUAAAGAAUGGGAGAGAUGAGAUUCACUCAGAGGAGGCAGCACAGAUCCUGCCAAACCCUGAUGGCACCUAUCAGAUCAGAGUCAGUGUGGGGGUAACACCAGAGGGGGGCGCCACUUACUCCUGCCAUAUAGAUCACAGCAGUUUGGAGAAGCCACUGGUUGUAAAAUUUGGUGAGUUUUUUGUACUCUUGUUUAGUUUUUAUAAACAGGACUCUACAGUUCUAAUGCAAGUUAGUGUCUGCUUUGCCUAUUGGCACAGCCCACAGUGAGAACCCUGAAACCUCUUCUGCCUUCCCCUACUCCUAAAUCUCUUGCCCCCUACUGCCUUGAUAUAUUGUGUUCCCCUCCAAAAAUGUCAUUGUGCA
This is a messenger RNA of Xenopus tropicalis (tropical clawed frog), 789 nucleotides long. RefSeq names its product major histocompatibility complex, class 1, UB alpha chain, subfamily 16, member 4 (gene mhc1-uba16.4). Bases 1 to 693 code for a protein of 230 amino acids. The record is from RefSeq and is a predicted model, not a curated record. Lineage: Eukaryota; Metazoa; Chordata; Amphibia; Anura; Pipidae. The transcript has 3 exons.